Messenger RNA from Drosophila guanche, 2367 nucleotides. Its product is annotated as venom dipeptidyl peptidase 4. The record is from RefSeq and is a predicted model, not a curated record. Gene Ontology annotation, molecular function: serine-type peptidase activity; dipeptidyl-peptidase activity. Lineage: Eukaryota; Metazoa; Arthropoda; Insecta; Diptera; Drosophilidae. Gene Ontology annotation, biological process: proteolysis.
GUUGAUUUAAAUUGAUUUCUGAUUUCGAUUCACUCUCUGUUUAGCCGUGUACCGUGUGACGUGUGGUUUUUACCUGUUGCGCGUUGUCCGGGGUGGGGGAAUUAGUCGCGCUUAAUUUUUGGCGUGUAACGAGUGAGAAAAUCGUGCAUACAAAAAGAUGCACGUGAAAUUGCAUUUAACGGGGCUUGCUGUGCUGCUCUGUCUCGGCCUCUCGUAUGGCGCUGUUAUCCAUAGGAGGGAAGAGAGCGGCACGAAUCAAACAAUCUGGGAUCUUACGGAGGCCCUAGCAGGCACCGCGGGUCUACGUGGUUUCAGUGGCACCUGGAUAACAGCUGAAGAAUUCUAUUACACUGCCACCGACAGAUCCAUACACAAAUUUAAUGCUGCCACCAAAACGGAUGCAAUAUUCCAAAAUUCCACAUUUUUGAACAAUUAUGUGGGCGCCACAUUUACGCUCUCGACGGACAACACGAAAAUCCUCAUACGGCACAAUCUGACAGAGAAGUUCCGUCACUCGUAUAUCGCCCAGUACGAUGUGUACGACAUCGAGACGAACACAACUAUUCAGAUCCACAAGGGCGAGAAAUUGCAGUACUGUGGCUGGUCACCGCUGAGGGAUCGCCUGGCGUAUGUCUACCUGAACAAUGUGUACAUCCAUUUCAAUGAGAAUCUGGAGAUUAGCAUCACGUAUGAUGGUGUGGAUGGGAUUGGUCCCGUGGUCAACCUGCGGGUGUACGAUUUGACCGACAAAGACCCGACCAUGCAACGUAUUGCGGCACCCACUGAUGUCGUCGGCGGUGAUCACAUUUUGCAGAAUGUUGUGUGGUCAAACAACACACAUUUGCUCAUCACCUGGAUGAAUCGUCGCCAGAAUUUGUCCUCCAUUCAGAGCUGUAGCCAUUUGGGAGUCUGCGUGGAGGUGAAACGUCUGGAGGAGCCCCACGGCUGGGUGGACAUAAGCACACCCAAAUGCCUGGGCAGUGGACAGAGCUGCAUCUUUGCCUACUACAUCGACAACUGGUAUCAGGUGUGGAAUUUGAAUUUGGAGACGGGCGUUAAUAGCUGGCAGGCUAGGGGCAAUUUUACGGUGCUCAAUGUCUAUGGUUACGAUGAAGUGAAUGAUAAAUUAUACUACCAAGCCACAAAGGCGAAUGAUCCCUCGGUCUAUCAUGUUUACAGCAACGACGAUUGUCUGAGUUGCAAUCAAAUCGAUGUGGAUGGCCAGGAAUGCCUCUCGGCCAGCGCUACCUUUAGCAAGUCCUUUGCCUACUACACACUCUCAUGCAAUGGACCCAAUCCCUCGUAUACGCGUAUCUUUGAGGCAACCAACAACUCGCUGGUCAUCGAUUGGGAACUGAAUACAGAGUAUCGCGCCAGACUGCAGCAGAAACAGCGUCCCAGCUAUAAAUUCUUGAAUGUGACGCUGGCGGAUGGCAGCAUUGGCAUGGCCAAACUGGCGUUGCCCCCAAACUUCGAUGAGACGAAGAAAUAUCCACUGAUUGUGGUGGUCUAUCAGGGGCCGAAUUCAGUGCGUGUAACUAACGGAUUUGUAUUGGGUUACGAGGCGUUUGUGACGACCGCCAGGAAUACGAUUUAUGCGUACAUCGAUGGCAGGGGCACGGGCAACAAGGGCAAGGAUCUGCUCUUUUCGGUUAACAAUGAUUUGGGGGAUCACGAGGUGGAGGAUCAGCUGCAUGUUACCGAGUGGAUGCAACAAAAUCUACCCUAUGUGGAUGCCGAACGUUGUGGCAUUUGGGGCUGGUCAUAUGGCGGUUAUAUGACGGCCAAAACAAUCGAAAAGGAUGACAAACGCAUCUUCCAAUGCGGAGUCUCAGUGGCGCCAGUAACCUCCUGGUUGUAUUACGAUACAAUAUAUACGGAGCGUUAUAUGGGUCUGCCCACGGAGGAGGAUAACUUAAAGAAAUACAAUGAGAGCAGUGUCUUCCAGAAUCUGGAAAACUUCAAUACCCAUGACUUUCUAUUGAUUCAUGGCUCGGGAGAUGAUAAUGUACACUAUCAGCAUUCGUUGCUGCUGGCCAAAUUGCUCCAAAGAGCGGACAUUCAGUUUGAGGAGCAGACCUAUACCGAUGAGAACCAUAGCAUUGGCAAUGCGCUGCCCCAUUUGUACAACACCAUUGACCAUUUCUGGAUUAACUGCCUCAACCUGGAAGUCCUCACGUCCGAGGACAUCCUCUAAAUUGAUAAAGUGUUCCUUCUAGUCAAAAGUAUUUUUAAAUGCUAAAUGUUUUUCUGUACUGUUUUUAUUUGUAUUUUUUUUGUAAAUCAAAACAUUUUGGCAUAAUCAAAAAUCCAACCAUGGAAGAUUUUGCUGGAAGAUGAAUUAUAAUUGUAAAUAUUUUCACUGAA